Molecule: messenger RNA, 672 nt
Organism: Hypoxylon fragiforme
Lineage: Eukaryota; Fungi; Ascomycota; Sordariomycetes; Xylariales; Hypoxylaceae
Exons: 1
Coding region: 1-672 (223 amino acids)
Source: RefSeq, a predicted model, not a curated record
AUGGCGAAGCACCAGUACAAGCACUGCUCGAAAUGCGAGGAACGCAUCCGCCAGGACCCCCUCCCCGAGCUCGUCCUCAUGUUCGCGGACCCGUACGGCUGGGGCGGGGAGGCGGAGGGCGGGCAGAAGCUGGGGAUCCGGUGCACGGAGUGCCAGCUCAGCACGGAGGAGGGGGCCAUCGAGGCCGUGCAGGCGGUCGCGCACGCGCCGGCCGAGCUGUUCACGCAGGACGUGCUGCUGCACCUGCUCGUCGAGCUGGGCCACGCGGGAAGGCUGGUCGUGCACCCGGGGUGGCCCAUGAUCUGGAACGAGGUGAUCAAGGCCGUGUACUGGUGGCGCUCGCGCGUGCAGCUCGCCGACGUCUCGAACACCGUCAGCAUCAUCGCCGGCCGCGAGUGGGCCAUCACCUUCCUCCAGCGCCUCGCGCAGCACGCCCUCUCCGCCACCCAGCGCCAGAUCCACUACUACAACGAGACCCACGGUGGUGGCGGCGGCGGGUCGUCCAGCAGGAACGGCGAGGAGCGCAUCGUCGCGGGGCUCGCGGGACGCACUUGCCAGAUUACGACGCCCCAGGAGGUGCAGGAUUACUUUGACUUCCUGGACGUGCGCGUGAAUUCCUCGAGGUUCCGGUUUAACCAGAACUUGCCGAUUAAGGUGGGUUUUGGAAGUUAG